ACCUUCUCGAUUGGGAAGGUCUGAUAGCCUAUCUAUCUUAUCGCUGUCAAGCCUCCCUCCGGUUAUCAUCAAACCAAGGGUUCCUCCAUGGGGAUACUCUUGCCGACAAGGAAGCUCCCCAGAUAUGGCGAUGCCCUUUUUAAAGUCACCUACCUGCCCCUAGUGCCAAUGGCUGCCCAGGGCGUGGAUCUUCGAGGUGUCAUAACAAGGAACACGACCAGCUAUGAUCAUGGCAAAGGACGACGAUAACAGCCAAGUCUUUUCAGAAACAACCCGGGAGGAUGCCCGUUUGGAAAACUUGGGGUACGAGCAAGAGCUCAAGCGAACCUUCGGAUUGUUGGGGAUGAUUGGCUUUAGCUUCAGUGUAGUGACCUCAUGGACAGCACUAAGUGGUGUAUUCAUCGUCGGUGUUACAUCUGGUGGUCCUCCGGUCAUGGUGUUUAGUUUCAUCGGCGUGAGCCUUCUCACACUAGCAGUUGCUAUCCCCAUGGCGGAAAUGUGUUCUAUGUACCCCGUUGCAGGUGGCCAAUACUCUUGGGUUGCUGCUCUGGCGCCCCCAAGUAUUGCGCGUGGGCUUUCUUACAUCAGUGGCUGGUUUAUGCUCAUCGGUAUCCUCGCAAUGGGAGCAACUAAUAAUUCCAUCGCCGCCAACUUUGUCCUCGGCAUGGCCAAUCUUGUCUUCCCCGACUAUAACAUCCAGCGCUGGCAUACCGUCCUAGUAGCUUAUCUAGUGGCCUUCCUUGCAACAGCACUCAACAUCUGGGGUCCUCACCUCCUCAACCGCAUCUCCCGAUUCAUCUUGAUCUGGAACGUCGGCUCGUUUUUAAUAACCAUGAUCGUCCUCCUCGCCACAAACGGCAACAAACAGCCCGCGUCGUUUGUGUUCUCAGAAUUCCAAAACUUCACCGGUUGGGGAUCAGCAAUGGCAGCCAUCGUCGGUAUCCUGCAAGCCUGCUUCGGCAUGUGCUGCUACGAUGCCCCAUCCCACAUGACUGAAGAAAUGAAAUCAGCAUCCGAGGAAGCCCCCAAGGCCAUCAUUCUCUCUGUCGUGUUGGGCGCUGUCACCGGCUUUGCCUUCCUCGUCACUCUCUGCUUCUGCAUCGGUGACAUCAAUAGCACAGCCAAUACGACCACCGGCGUGCCUGUCAUCCAAAUCUUCUACGACUCGACAGGGAGCAAAAUCGGCACAUGCUUCCUGUCCAGCAUGAUCGCUGUCAUCGUCAUAAUUGCCGGGAACAACCUUCUGGCCGAAGGAUCUCGUUCCGUCUAUGCUUUUGCGCGCGAUCAUGGUCUUCCAUUCUCCGAUGCUUUUUCGAAAGUAGACAGCAAGCGAAAUGUGCCUGUAAACGCCGUGGUCCUUACUCUCGUCGUUCAGCUCGCUCUAGAUGCCAUUGACUUUGGCACUACCACCGGUUUCGAAACAGUCAUUGCUAUUUCUACGGAGGGAUUCUAUCUUUCAUACGCCAUGGCUCUAUUAAGCCGUCUACUUGGCUUCAUAACGGGCCAUAAGCCCCGAAUGAGUGGCCCCUUCGCCCUCCCGCAGUCUAUGUCAAUCGCACUCAACGUACUCGGCCUCCUGUUCCUCCUCUUCGCAGCCAUUACGUUUAACUUCCCUACUACCUACCCAGUUACGCAUGAGUCGAUGAACUAUACCUCGGCGGCUAUCGGUGUUAUUGCGUUACUUAGUACCGUGACGUGGAUAACAACGGGCAGGAAACAGUUUACAGGCCCGCAGGCCAUGAGCGUGUUGAAUGGGCACGAGAGGGAAGAAAGCGUGAGUGGGGAGAUGGUUAAAAAGGGAUAAAUGCUACCCUAGU
Messenger RNA from Aspergillus alliaceus, 1817 nucleotides. RefSeq names its product putative GABA permease. NCBI's taxonomy places the organism in Eukaryota, Fungi, Ascomycota, Eurotiomycetes, Eurotiales, Aspergillaceae. Gene Ontology annotation, cellular component: membrane. The record is from RefSeq and is a predicted model, not a curated record. Bases 224 to 1804 code for a protein of 526 amino acids. Gene Ontology annotation, molecular function: transmembrane transporter activity. The transcript has 5 exons. Gene Ontology annotation, biological process: transmembrane transport; amino acid transport.